GGGAAAGGCGCGUUCCGGUGUGGGCACUGCGGCCUGGGAGGUCGCGGAUUAUGACCUAGGUUGCUGAUCGGCGCGUUAAAUUUCCCGCCAGAUUGGGGACGGAUGCUCUGAGACAGCGGCGAGGACGCCAGGUGGCAUUCUUCAUUAAAGGCUUUUUAUCAAAGGUUGGAAACGUUGGAGAUCGUCAGAAAAAUGCCCGGAGUUACUCAGUGCGAGAGUCAGACCGUGCUGGCGAAGGCGAGCCCGUCCAAAAAGAGCCGUCUGUCUCUGCGUUUCUUCCAGAAGAAGGAAACAAAACGAGCUCUGGACUUUACCGAAAACCCACCGGCUGAAAUCCAGAACGAGGAGAACGAGCCUGAAAUCAGUGAUCAAGUUGUCCCCGCUGCACAACUAUCUCCCCCCGUUUGCUGCGCCAAGAAGGAAAACCUUAUUCCAUUUGUUGGGUUUAACAACCUUGGCAAUACCUGCUACCUUAACAGUAUUCUCCAGGUAUUGUGUUAUUGUCCUGGGUUUAAACGCGGAGUCACUCACCUGAGUGAUAUCAUUACUAAGAAGAAGGGGAUGUUGAGGGAGGAUAAAGAACGAACGCUUGAAGAGGAGAGCACAAAAGAGCCCCCUGCGAGUUAUGAGGUUAUCUGCAGUUUGAGUUCUUUGAUUCGUACCGUUGAACACCUUCAGCUCAGUUUUCUCUCAAACCCAGAUAACUAUGACUCUGAGCUCGCCGCCCAGCCGAGGAGACUUCUAAAUACAUUAAGGGAGCUUAAUCCUAUGUAUGAAGGCUACUUGCAGCAUGACGCUCAGGAAGUUCUGCAGUGUAUUUUGGGAAACAUUCAGGAGGCAUGCCAGGCCCUGAAGAAUGAAACUUCAAAAACCCAGCCAGGGACAGAGUCCAGUAAGCAGCCGGUAGACACAGCUAAGCCCCAACCUGGUAGCAGCGGGUCGCACGUUACUGAGACAGGGAAUGGGAUUCCUGACGGUAGCAAUGGCAGCGCCGACGGCUCAUCUGAAACCAAUGAAAACGGCAAAAGGAAAAGUGACGAUGAGGUGGGAAACGCAAAGAAAAAGACCAAACUAACAAAGGAGCAAACUUCAGAAGAGCACAGAUUAACCAGGUCCAAGAGGAAAUCUGCAUCAGAGAAACCAGACCCGCAAGCAGAUCCUAAAAAAGCUAGCGCAAACUCUGACCCAUCACAGAAGAAAUCAAAGCUCAGAUUGAACUGGCUGCGAUCCAGCAAACAGCCCAGCAUUUUAUCAAAGUUCUGCAACUUGGGCAAACACACCACCACUUCGACCAAAACGGAGACGGGCGUGAAAAGCCCAAAACCUGAGAGUGAGAAAUCGGAAUGUAACGAUUCAAGAGAAAACGACCACGAUGAGAAAGAGAGAGCCAGCGUAUCGGAGACCGAGACGAAGCCCUCCUCGCCGAACGAGUCAACUGAAUUUGAACUCGUGGAGAAAUUGUUCCAGGGCCAGCUGGUGCUUCGAACCCGAUGUCUGGAGUGCGAGAGCUUCACAGAGCGGAGGGAAGACUUUCAGGAUAUCAGCGUCCCGGUGCAGGAGAACGAGCCUGAUAAAGUCCAGGACGCCUCGAACAUUUCGCCGGAGCCCAGAAUGGAAACAAAGAGUCUGAAGUGGGCGAUAUCCCAAUUUGCAUCAGUGGAGCGGAUUGUCGGAGAGGAUAAAUACUUCUGUGAAAAUUGCCAUCAUUAUACGGAAGCCGAACGCAGUCUUCUUUUUGAUAAGAUCCCAGAAAUAGUCACCAUUCAUCUGAAAUGCUUUGCUGCAAACAGCUCAGAGUUUGACACUUAUGGGGGGCUGUCAAAGGUAACGACACCCUUGUUGACUCCAUUAACCCUGUCCCUAGAAGAGUGGAGCACAAAACCAAGCAAAGACCUGUAUGGCUUGUUUGCGGUGGUGAUGCACAGUGGCGUCACAAUAAGCAGCGGUCACUACACGGCGUAUGUUAAAAUCACAGACCUCCGGGAGCUGGAUGUGGACCAAGUUAAAGCCCCCAGUGACCCUCAGGGAGAAAUAAAGACUGAACCGCUAACGGAAGAUGAAGCCCGAGCGGCGGACGAGACUUACGACGAUGAAGUCUUCUGUAGGGUCGGUGGAAGUACACCAGGCGUCUGCAAAGUAACCAAAAAGAGCACAGACGCCGUCGGCCUCCUUGGAGGCCAGAAAACCAAAUCUGACUUUGAGCAUCUGACUAACAAAACCACCAGAGCCGAAAAGCUUUCACCGCCGCUUAUUGGCGAUAAACCCUCGGACGCUUUAAACUCGGAACUGCAGCCGGAGAGCGAAGGCAGCGACGCAAAAACCCAAGUAGCUGCUUUCAGCUCCGACAAGACGGCGGUGUCCCUGCUUCAGAGCCUUAAAGAAUACGAGGGGCAAUGGCUGCUCUUUGAUGAUUCGGAGGUGAAAGUAACAGAAGAAAGGGACUUUCUGGAUACCAUCUCCCCGACCACAACAUCCACGUCCACUCCCUAUCUCCUGUUCUACAAGAAAAUAGCAGAGCAAUAAUAACCACUUUGCAAACGUGUAGUUUGCAAAUUGUACAUAAUGUAAAGAAUAAAAAAAGGACUCUCUAUACAUUCUAUGUGAAUGUUGGGCUUAUAUUUGACCUAUACAGUGUGCUAAUAUGCAAAAAGCUUUUGAAAAUAGUAUGAUACAUUUCUUAGUCCUGCUUUUGUGGUGGUAUCCUAUACAAUGUGUUUAUGGUCCUCUAUGGCAUUGUCAAGAACAAAGCCAGAUUUUUUGACCCAUACAUUUGCCUCCA
Molecule: messenger RNA, 2779 nt
Organism: Spea bombifrons (plains spadefoot toad)
Lineage: Eukaryota; Metazoa; Chordata; Amphibia; Anura; Pelobatidae
Gene: USP1
Product: ubiquitin specific peptidase 1
Exons: 9
Coding region: 193-2523 (776 amino acids)
Biological process (GO): protein deubiquitination
Cellular component (GO): cytosol; nucleus
Molecular function (GO): cysteine-type deubiquitinase activity; cysteine-type endopeptidase activity
Source: RefSeq, a predicted model, not a curated record